CAUUAGCAUCCAGAAGAGAGAAGAGAAGCUAAGUUUCCAUCCCUCUCUCAAACUCCAGAGCUAUCUGAGCACACAAAAGAAAUCAUGGGAAGAGCUCCUUGCUGCGACAAAGCCAAUGUUAAGAAAGGGCCAUGGUCACCUGAAGAAGAUGCCAAGCUCAAGUCUUAUAUCGAGCAGCACGGCACCGGUGGCAAUUGGAUUGCCUUGCCACAGAAAAUUGGGCUCAGGAGAUGUGGGAAAAGCUGCCGCCUUAGAUGGCUCAACUAUCUUCGCCCUAACAUCAAACAUGGAGGAUUCUCAGAAGAAGAAGAUAACAUAAUUUGUAGCCUCUACAUGAGUAUCGGAAGCAGGUGGUCAAUCAUAGCAGCUCAACUCCCAGGACGAACUGAUAACGAUAUAAAGAAUUACUGGAAUACAAGGCUGAAGAAGAAGCUUUUGGGUAAGCAGCGAAAGGAGCAACAUUCUCGUAGGCUCAGUUGCCUUAAACAGCAAGAAACCAAGAACUCCUCCAGUGGUAAUCUUGUGCCUCUUGAGUGCAGCAACCAAAACCCAUAUUGGCCGGAACAGCCCAUAGCCCCCACACCCUUGCUCACCGACCAUUUUUCCAUCAAUUUGCCCUCCAUAAAUUGCUUGAGCAACAUGGGUUCUCAAUUCCAGAAUACUCAAUUCGACAUCGACAUUGCGGCGCCAAGUAUGCAUAUGCUGCAAGGAGAGCUUAAUGAUAACAACCAGAACUUGGUCAUGUUGGAUGAAAUGGUCUAUAACAACCCACAGAGAUUAGAAGGACUGGAAUUCCUUUAUAAUGCUGGAAUGGUAAAUGAGAUAAGCUCUUUGGUUUACCCUUCACUAGUCCCAGAUUAUGAAGUUUCUCAACAAACCAUGUUACAAGAAUGUGAUUUCGAGAAGCCCAGGUUCCUCGCGCCGCAGUAG
Molecule: messenger RNA, 930 nt
Organism: Telopea speciosissima
Lineage: Eukaryota; Viridiplantae; Streptophyta; Magnoliopsida; Proteales; Proteaceae
Product: transcription factor MYB36
Exons: 4
Coding region: 85-930 (281 amino acids)
Source: RefSeq, a predicted model, not a curated record